AGAAUUAGAGUAUUAUGAGUUGUGAUAUUUCUUCUAAUAUCCCCAUUGGUUGUUGAGAAUAGCCCUACAGGAUUCACUCUUCUAUUUACUUCCAUCAUUGAGUUUUAUGCAUCUGACAAAUGGAUAAUUCUGUGAUGGAUGUGGAUGCUCCAGUAGCCAUUGAUGCAAUCUCUCAGCACCACUCAAUCAAGCCAUACAUUGAGAACCUGUACAGCAACAAUACCAAGAAAUGCUUCCAGGCUGUUGUAGAAUUGAAAAUUGCUGUGAUUGGCAGCCCAAAGAGCAAGGGAAAUGUCAUCAUGCAGGGAUGCGUGGCUCGGCUACUACAGAUCUUGCGAGCUCCUGACUUGGGCAUGUUGCUGAAGACAGAAGUGGUGACUGUGAUUAAUUCCUUAGCCAAGGGUCAGGCAGCGCAUGCUGCAUCUCUUGUGCAGGCCGGAGUCCUUCCUGUCUUGUGGGAGCAGUUGGAGGCAUGUGGUGUGAGCAACAUGCAAGAAAACACCUCACAGUUCUUCAACAGAGUAACAUUCUCAAAUAGUAACGACACGGGAAACAUAGAAGACGAGCUUAUUGACAUAAGAGGCAGCCCACAUACCAAUGACAAUAAUACCAAUGGUUCUGCUAAAGUCCCUCCUCCGCGCCGGAUCCGAAUACAGAAAGUUCUUGCAGGCUACACGCAAAUGUUGCUGUGCUGUCUUCGUUCCAUCUACAGACAAGGCUGCGUGCCACCUCCGCCGUCCUGGAACCUAAAGCUGCUCUCUACCCUCAUCAAACAUGGCUACACUCCGCCCACAAAUCAGGAGUGUGUUGCCAACAUUCUUGCCUACGCGUGUAAGAGCGCACCAAGAAUGCCUCGAGAGCGCCACAUCAGCGCCCUUCGCUUACGUAAUCAUCAUACCACUGCAUGCGAGGAGCAGCAGAAGCAGCUGGUGGAGGCGGGGGCCGGGCAGCUGGUGGCGUCCAUGUUGAGGUCUUCACUGACCACCGUACAACUGCCCGCCCUGCACUGUCUCGCAGCCCUCGCCAGAAACAACGACGCGGUGUCGGCGGAGGUGUCGCGUAUCCAGCACUGCGGCGUGCUGCUGCCAGACCGGCUGGUGGAGCUGCUCAACUGCUACACGGAGCCCGCCGUGCAGCUCGCCGCCGCCACGGCCCUCGUGUGGCUGCACAGGAGCGGAGCGCUCGUCCAAACUGACCCCAGAAUCAAACACAAGACGCUGCAGUGUCUG
Messenger RNA from Hyalella azteca, 1229 nucleotides. RefSeq lists its product as uncharacterized. Gene Ontology annotation, cellular component: GID complex. The record is from RefSeq and is a predicted model, not a curated record. The transcript is spliced from 7 exons. Lineage: Eukaryota; Metazoa; Arthropoda; Malacostraca; Amphipoda; Hyalellidae. Gene Ontology annotation, biological process: proteasome-mediated ubiquitin-dependent protein catabolic process. The annotation marks the transcript as partial.